CAGCGCGUGUGCCCUCUUGCAAAGAGAAGCGUACAGGAAGAGGCGAAGCCGGCGGCCACAGCAGGCUACCUCCUCUCAGCCACCGGUACAAAAAUGAGCCUUCACUAGAGAGCCAAGACACUAAACCGGACUUCUCUAUGAUCCAGCUAACCUUACAGCGAGAUAUUCAGUGUUCAGUUUGCACAAGAGGUGAGCCAUGGCUGAACCGAACCCCUCCCGUCCCCAAAGGAAGAUGUCCACUGCUGGGGAGAGUGUGUACAAGGUGCUAGGCCUGGAGAAAGGAGCGACGGCUGAGGACAUCAAGAAAGCCUACAGGAAACUAGCGUUGAAGUACCACCCGGAUAAGAACCCGGACAACCCGGAGGCAGCGGAGAAGUUUAAGGAGAUCAACAACGCCAACUCUAUUCUAAACGAUGAGACCAAGAGGAAGAUCUACAACGAGUAUGGCUCCAUGGGCCUUUACGUGUCCGAACAGUUCGGAGAGGAGAGCGUCAAAUAUUACUUCCUCAUGUCCAAGUGGUGGUUUAAGGGUCUGGUACUGUGCUGCACAAUGUUCACCUGCUGCUGCUGCUGCUGCUGCUGCUGUUUCUGCUGCGGGAAGUGCAAACCACCCGACGACGAUGACAACUACCAGUAUGUGGACCCGGAAGACCUGGAGGCCCAAAUCAAAGCAGAGCAGGACGGAGGUGAGAGGGCGCUAAACAUAGUUAGGGUUCAACGCUGAUGUUGUAAAUACUUUAUUUCUGGUAUUUAAAGGAAAAAAAAUAAAAAAUUCAUAGAUUGUUGCACGCCAUUGUGUAUCCUUUAGCUUUGUGAUUAACUACCGUACAUCUAGGAGACGGUACACGCUCCCCCAAGGGUGUGAGGACCUUUAACCAUGGUGCAUUUCACACGCCUCAUACCGAUCAAUUAAAAGAUUACUUCACCCACAAAAUGACCAUUUGUGUAUCAGUUGCUCAGGCCGUGCUACCUUGAAUUGUUAUUGUUUUUCUUACAUGCCUCCAUGGCAAACAAAUCAAAAACGGAGAGAGGUCUUGAUGAAUAGGGGGCCGCGUUUAAUAAACAGCAUACUAAACAGGUUGUGUGAGAAUUCAUAAACAGAUCUUUAUAUAUAUAUAUAUA
Messenger RNA from Anarrhichthys ocellatus (wolf-eel), 1122 nucleotides. RefSeq names its product DnaJ (Hsp40) homolog, subfamily C, member 5 gamma a (gene dnajc5ga). The record is from RefSeq and is a predicted model, not a curated record. Lineage: Eukaryota; Metazoa; Chordata; Actinopteri; Perciformes; Anarhichadidae. The transcript is spliced from 4 exons. Bases 197 to 724 code for a protein of 175 amino acids.